Momordica charantia (bitter melon) is the source of this 1771-nucleotide messenger RNA. RefSeq names its product ent-kaurenoic acid oxidase 1. The record is from RefSeq and is a predicted model, not a curated record. Gene Ontology annotation, biological process: brassinosteroid biosynthetic process; multicellular organism development; sterol metabolic process. NCBI's taxonomy places the organism in Eukaryota, Viridiplantae, Streptophyta, Magnoliopsida, Cucurbitales, Cucurbitaceae. Gene Ontology annotation, cellular component: endoplasmic reticulum. Gene Ontology annotation, molecular function: heme binding; iron ion binding; ent-kaurenoic acid monooxygenase activity.
UAUUUUUGUUUUUUCUCUCUCCUUGGCCGUCGCCGUCUGCUCCUACAUCCAUUAUUAUAAAUACCCACCACGCCUCCUCCUCCCCUCAGUCUCAGAGGGAAUGGAGACGGCGGCGGCGUGGGUGGUGGCAGCGGCGGCGGUGGCGGCGGCGGUCUGGGUGGCGAAGAAUGCGAACCGGUGGGUGUACGAGAACCGGCGGUUGGGUGAAAAGCGGUUCUGGCUGCCGCCGGGGGAUCUGGGGUGGCCGUUCGUCGGAAAUAUGUGGGAUUUUCUCAGAGCUUUCAAAUCCAGUGAUCCUGAUUCUUUCAUGGCCUCCUUCGUUUCCAGGUAUGGAAGGAGAGGAAUAUACAAGAGUUUGAUGUUUGGGAGUCCAAGCGUAUUAGUGAGUUCAGCAGAAGCUUGCAAGAGAGUUUUAACCGACGACGACGCAUUCGGGUCGGGAUGGCCGGUUUCCACCAUGAAACUCAUCGGAGAGAAGUCGUUCAUCGGCAUCUCUUACCAAGAGCACAAGCGUCUCCGCCGCAUAACCGCAGCUCCGGUGAACGGUUACGAGGCACUCGCCACUUACCUCAAAUACAUUGAACAAACGGUGGUGGUUUCCUUGCAGAAAUGGGCAACCAUGGGCCAAAUAGAGUUCUUAACUCACCUGCGAAAGCUCACCUUCAACAUCAUCAUGCACAUCUUCCUUAGCUCUGAGAGUGAGACGGUAAUGGACGCCAUGGAGAGGGAGUACACCAAGCUCAACUAUGGCGUCAGAGCCAUGGCCAUCAAUAUUCCUGGUUUUGCUUACCAUAAGGCCCUCAAGGCACGACGAAAUCUUGUGGCUACGUUUCAAUCGAUUGUGACGAACAGAAGGAAGGAAAGAGAGAACAAUUUAGCGACGAAAAGGAGGGACAUGAUGGAUGCUUUGUUAGAUGUUGAAGAUGAGAAUGGUAGAAAGUUGAGUGAUGAAGAAAUUAUUGAUGUCUUGAUAAUGUACUUGAAUGCUGGCCAUGAAUCUUCGGGUCACACUAUGAUGUGGGCCACGAUUUUCUUACAACAACAUCCGGAAUUUUUCGAAAAGGCUAAGAUAGAGCAAGAAGAGAUACUAAGGAGACGACCUGCGAGCCAAAAGGGAUUAACUCUCAAGGAAGUUAGAGAAAUGUACUAUCUUUCAAAGGUAAUUGAUGAAACGCUACGGGUGGUAACUUUCUCACUCAUGGUUUUUAGAGAGGCAAAGCAUGACGUCAAUAUAAGUGGUUAUCUCAUUCCAAAAGGUUGGAAAAUCUUGGUCUGGUUUAGAGGAGUUCACUUGGAUCCCCAAACUUACCCGAACCCAAAAGAAUUCAACCCGUCAAGAUGGGAUGAUUUCACACCAAAAGCAGGGAGCUUCCUUCCAUUUGGAGCAGGGAGUAGAUUGUGUCCCGGAAAUGAUCUUGCAAAGCUAGAAGUCUCCAUCUUUCUCCACUAUUUUCUCCUCAAUUAUCAGUUGGAGAGGGCUAAUCCAAAUAGUCCAGUGAGGUAUCUGCCCCAUUCAAGGCCAAAAGACAACUGUUUGGCAAGGGUCAAGAGAGUUGGCUGCUGAUCCAAUUGAUUGAGGAAAUUUGGAUGAAAUUUGUGCUCUUGCAAAAAAUUUAGAUGAUUUUUAGUCCAAUUAUUGUUUGUGUUUGUUAAGUUCUUAAUGAUGGUCAAUGGUAUAAAAAUCCAUGUAGGAAUAUGAUUUGAAUUAUCCUAAUUUAGUGUUUAGUGUUAAGUAAUGAUAUUGAUUUGUCUUUUCAAUAUAUAUAUUUUC